Penicilliopsis zonata CBS 506.65 is the source of this 1065-nucleotide messenger RNA. RefSeq lists its product as hypothetical. The coding region runs from base 1 to 1065 and encodes 354 amino acids. The transcript has a single exon. The record is from RefSeq and is a predicted model, not a curated record. NCBI's taxonomy places the organism in Eukaryota, Fungi, Ascomycota, Eurotiomycetes, Eurotiales, Aspergillaceae.
AUGUUCCUCCGGAAGAAAGAAAACAUCAAUUGCCAUGAGAACCAGCACCCCGAUCCACCAACCCCCCUCUUCCCCGGUGUCUCGCAGCAGGACGCCCCCUACUCCCUCGCCGAAGACAUCCUCCGCGCCGCGCUGUACAUCCCCGCGGGCUUUGCCUUUGGCGCCGACGGCAAGACCGCCGUGCUGCUGGUCCCCGGCACCGGCACUUACGGCGGCGAGGCCUACGAACACAACUUUGGCAAACUGCUGGCCGCCAGCGCAUUCGGCGACCCGCUGUGGCUGAACAUCCCCGGCCGGAUGUGCGAUGCCUCGCCUCGAAAUGCCGAGUUUGUCGCCUACGCGAUCCACUACAUCACCGCCCGGUCCGCCGGCCCCUCUCCGGCCUCGCUUGCGGUUGUUGGCUGGUCGCAGGGCAACCUGGCCGUCCAGUGGGCGCUCAAAUACUGGCCCAGCACCCGCGCCCGCGUGUCGAAUUUCAUCGCCCUGUCGGCGGACUUUGCCGGCACCCUGCAGGCGUGGGGGUUAUGUCCGGUCAAGAACACGCCGGGGACGCCUGCGGUCUGGAACCAGACGCGCAAUGCGAGCUUUAUCGCGACGCUGCGUGCCGACGGCGGCGACUCGGCGUAUGUGCCGACCACGUCCGUCUACUCGGCCACGGACGAGGUGGUGCAGCCGCAGUCCGGCGCGCGGGCGUCGGCCUUGCUCAGGGAUGAGCGCAACGUGGGCGUCACCAACUGUGAGCUGCAGGUGGCGGCGCGCUUGAAGCCGGCGGGCAUGGUGUACUCGCACGAGGCCGUCAUGGCGAACCCGCUGGCGUGGGCGUUGGCGGAAGAUGCCAUCCGCAACGGGGGGCCCGGCCAGCUGGACCGCAUCCAGGAUCUGUCGGCGGUUUGCAUGCACACCAAGGCGGCAGGGUUGAACAUGCUGGAUAUGGCGUUGACCCAGAGCCUGGCAGCCUCGGCGUUGAAGAGUAUCUUGCUCUACUUGCCGAAAAGGGGGCAGGAAGAGGUGUUGCCUAGCUAUACUCAGCUCAAUAAGGAGCUGGAGAGUAUCCAUAGAUCAUGA